This is a messenger RNA of Micropterus dolomieu (smallmouth bass), 1448 nucleotides long. RefSeq lists its product as uncharacterized. Lineage: Eukaryota; Metazoa; Chordata; Actinopteri; Centrarchiformes; Centrarchidae. The record is from RefSeq and is a predicted model, not a curated record. The transcript has a single exon. The annotation marks the transcript as partial.
AAGAACAAAAAGAGGAAGAGGUCAAAGUUAAAACACUUUCAGCAGAAUCCUCUAAAACCUCCAAAGAUGUGGAAAAUCCUGAUGGCCGAAUCCCAAAUGAAGACCAGCUUCUUCAAGAAUACGACAGCAAAGACAAUUUAAAAGGCCCUGCCAGUGAUGUUACUGAAGAAGAAACCUUUGAGAUGUUGGAUUCAAUUAAUGAUCAAACUGCUACAGAAGACGACAAACUUGAAGAUCCCAGUGAGCAGAUACCUAAAGAAGACACUGGGCCCAUAGAGGAAGACACAUAUCAGGUAAUUGAUUCGGUGGAAGAUCAGCCGAUAACUAGAGAGGUCGAGUCAGAGAUUGACAACAAGGCAAAAAGCACCAAGAAAGAGGAAGCAACUUCUAGAAAAGAUGAGAGACCAUCAAAGAGGAGUGGCCCUGCAACCUCUGCGUCCAAAAGUGAAGAAAAAGAGAAAUCUAAGGACAAGGUAGUUAAAAAAUAUGAGACACGAAAUAAGAUGGGCACCAGUGCUGGGGUUUCUAAAAUAGACAAAGAGGUCACUGAGGAGGUGGUUUAUGAGGUAGUAGAUUCUGUUGAGGACGAACCGGUUGAAGAUGCUACUGCUACAGAAAGGUCAGGUAGAAGAAGAAGUACUAGAGGAAAAAAAGAGGAUAAAAUUACAUUGAAUCUCACAGAAGUGUCUGAAAAGCCCGAGCAGGAUACGUACAAGAUUCUAGACUCUGUGGAGGACGAUACUGCCGAUGACGAAACGACAAUCACGACAAGAUCUACCAGAGGAAAAAGGGAAAGAACAACUAAGAAAGAUGCUUCGAAUGAGAGAACACAAAAAGGGGACACGCCAACGAGAAGGAGGCACACUCCUGCCAGAGAGUCACAGGAACGAAACAGGGAAAAAACACCAAAGAGAGAGUCGAAAGUUCCUCCAGAAGCGAGCACACCAACAAAGAAGAAGGACAUUGUUGCAAGAGAGUUAAGUGAGGACGCUACCUGCGAAAUAUCCUGUAUGGAGGAAGAGGUUGUUAAGCAUGAUCGGCCCGCCACAGCAGGAAAAGGAAAGAGGGGAAGACCAAAGAAACAGGUUAAAACAACAAAAAAAGACAAAGUAACAUUGAAGGAUGACGAAGACGCAUCCGAAAAAGUGGCUGAGGAAGAAGAGGCGGUGUAUCAGAUUGUUGAUUCUGUGGAGGACGAGACAGUUGAUGAUCAGCCUCCAACAGGACAGUCUGAGAGUGCGAGAGAGGAGAACACUUCUAAAAACAGUGACAAGCAAAAUAUAAAAAAUUCAUCUCUUGCAGGAUCCCCCAAAAAUGAGGAGGAGGAAGAGGAAGAGCCUAUGUACCAGAUCAUAGAUUCCCUGGAAGACGAAGUUCAAGAAGAGCUGACAGCAACAGGUGGAUCUGACAGAGGGAAGGAAAAUAGUGCGAUAAAAGAUGAGACUCCU